This is a messenger RNA of Vicia villosa (hairy vetch), 2533 nucleotides long. Its product is annotated as pectinesterase/pectinesterase inhibitor-like. Gene Ontology annotation, molecular function: pectinesterase inhibitor activity; pectinesterase activity. Bases 200 to 2311 code for a protein of 703 amino acids. The transcript is spliced from 2 exons. Lineage: Eukaryota; Viridiplantae; Streptophyta; Magnoliopsida; Fabales; Fabaceae. Gene Ontology annotation, biological process: cell wall modification. The record is from RefSeq and is a predicted model, not a curated record.
CAAAAUGGGUGAAUUACAAAAUUUCUGCUAAUGUUAUCCGUUUAACAAGGGAACGUUUUUUGGUAAAAUAAACUCAAGGCUUGUGUUUACAAAGAAUCAAAAUCACAAGUGGAGAACAUAGAUCUAACCUUACAAGACAUUUCAAAAACACUACUAGGAAAAAAGAGAAAAAAAUUUGUAUAGUUUUAUAGGAAUAAAUAUGGAAGGAACCUGUGAUAACGUUAACCGUGGCCAGAACCAAAAGAAAAGAUUUGCAAUUCUUGGUAUAUCUUCCAUUCUUCUUGUUGCAGUGAUUGGCACGGUCGGGGUCAGUUUAAAGCGCAGCGGCUCUGCAGAAGAGAAUGGAAAAAUCUUUACCACACAAAGAGACAUUAAUAUGCUUUGCAUUUCAGAUCCAGAUAAAUGCAACACGAAUCUCGGACGAGCAUUUGGCAAAGUAAUAAACAUGAAAGAUCGGAUGAAAGGUAUGUUCGAUGAAGAGAGAGGAGAGUUAAUGAAAAACAUAAACAAUUCAGCUCUUUUUAAUGAGUUGGUAAAAGACAACUUGACGAGACAAGCUAUGCGAAUUUGCAAUGAAGUGUUGGGCAAGGCUGCUGAUAGGCUUACCAAAUCUGAUGGUAUAUUGGACAGAUUUGAUUUCAAUAGGUUAGGUGAAUUUGUUUUCGAUCUGCAAGUUUGGAUAACUGCGACGCUUUCGGAUCAACAAACAUGUUUGGAUAGUUUUGAGAAAGCAGACACAAAAGCUAGUCAGAGAAUGGCUCAGGUUUUGAGCACUUCUAUAAGUCUAACUAAUAAGGCUAUUGACAUGAUGAAUUCUGUUUCUGGAAUACUUAAGGAUUUCGGACAAGGUCCGAAUAAUGCUAAUAGGAGGCUUUUAUCUGAUGAAUCGGAAAAACUUGUCGAUGGUUUUCCAACUUGGGUUAGCGAGGGACAGAGACGUCUGCUCGCUGGUCCAAGUGUUAAGCCAGAUGCUGUUGUGGCGCAAGAUGGUAGUGGACAGUUUAAAACCGUCGCCGAAGCUAUUAAGACGGUUCCGGCGAAUAAUGCAAAACCUUUUGUAAUUUAUGUUAAGGCUGGUGUUUAUAAAGAGGUUGUUAAUAUUCCUCCGAAGAUGGAUUAUGUUACCAUCAUGGGUGAUGGUCCUACAAAGACGAAAUUCACAGGUAGCCUCAACUUUGUCGAUGGCGUCCUAACUUACGACAGCGCAACCGUCGCUGUAAAUGGCGCAAACUUCGUGGGGAAGGAUAUAGGCAUUGAAAAUACAGCAGGACCAGAGAAACACCAAGCAGUAGCACUCAGAGUUUCAGGAGACAUGGCAGUAUUCCACAACUGUCAAAUAGAUGGUAACCAAGACACUCUCUUCUGCACAAACUUGCGCCAGUUCUUCCGCGAUUGUAGCAUCUCUGGUACAAUCGACUUCAUCUUCGGCGACCCUUUUGCAGUUUUCCAAAACUGCAAAAUUAUAGUUAGAAAACCAUUAAAAGGCCAAGUCAAUUUAGCAACAGCUGGUGGAAGACUCACCGAGUCCAGCAAAACUGCGCUUGUUUUCCAAAGUUGUCACUUCUCAGGCGAACCUGGAUUAGCAUCGAUUUCACCCAAAGUAUCUUUCCUAGGAAGGCCAUGGAAACCAUUCUCCAGAGUUGUGAUCUUGGAUUCAAUCAUAGAUGACAUCUUUCUCCCUGAAGGCUACCAACCAUGGGAGGGAGACGCAUUUACCGACACAUGUACUUAUUUUGAGUAUAAUAACAAAGGUCCUGGUGCUGACACGAAAGCGAGAGUUAAAUGGCCUAAUGUUAAGACUAUUACUGCUGCUGAGGCUGCUGCUUUUUACCCUGGUAAAUUCUUUGAGGCUGCUGGUUCAGGUAAUACUUGGAUGACAAAUUCUGGGACACCUUGUUCACUUGGACCUAUGAACGGCGGUCCCGCUGCUGAAGCCACGCCUUCUCCAGCUUCUGCAGCUUCUGCGCCUUCUACGUCUGCCACGCCUUCUGCAGCUCCUGCGCCUUCCGAGUCUUCUACCAAAGCUUCUGCGCCUUCUACGUCUGCCACGCCUUCUGCAGCUCCUGCGCCUUCCGAGUCUUCUACCAAAGCUUCUGUGCCUUCUACGUCUGCCACGCCUUCUGUAGCUCCUGCGCCUUCCGAGUCUUCUACCAAAGCUUCUGCGCCUUCUAAGUCUUCCAAGCCUUCUGCAGCUCCUGCGCCUUCUACGUCUUCCACGCCUGCUGCAGAUUCUGCGCCUUCUGAAUCUUCCACGCCUGCUGCAGAUUCUGCGCCUUCUGAAUCUUCUACCGGAGCUUCUGCUCCUGAGUGAUCUUAAGUCUCUUUAAAGUUAAGUUAAAGCCAGAGCAUAUCCAUGGGAUUUUUCCUCUUACAAGAUAGAUUAAAAGUAUAGCAAUAAAGUAUAAUAAUAGAGAUGCAGGAAAUAAUUUGUGAAUAUAUUGUUACGAUUCUUACACUUUAGAUGUUUGUUACCUCAAUAGUAAUAGCUUAUAAACUUACUGAACUUAAAAAAACAUCUCAGAUUCAAUUUCUU